GUGGCAGGUGAAGCCCUGAUAGGUGCCAGUGAAAGCUGCUGGCAGGGAGAGUAGCUGGGAGACACCUUAGAAAUGCAGCCCACCUCUUGGCAAAAGGGCACACCCCUACCUUUCUGUCUGGCUUGUGGGCAACAGCCUCUACCAGGGAGGGAAGGGCCCAGAAUAAUGGAUGGUUAAGUGCGCUCCACUCUUCUGAAACUGGAAAGGUGGGUCAUUUCUCAGGCUUUGUCCCUUAGGCUAAGUCAGGUUUGCUUAAGGCUUUCCCUUUGCAGGGGGUGGGGGGCCUCUAAGGAGGGGUCGUGGUGGUAGAAGCGUGGCAGAGCUCUCAGCAGUGGUUUCCCAAAGAGAAACCUACAUGUUUGGUCCCCAGGACUGGGCAGGACCCCAGGUCUGGGGCAGGACCCCAGGUCUGGGGCAGGACAGGAUAGGCAGUGACUGAGCGGGCCAGAGCCCAGCGUCCAGGGCAGAACCUCUUCCUCGCGUGAGGAGGGACGGGCAGGGGGCGUGGGGCCGAUCCUCUGUCUCUUGGUCCAGGCCAGGGCGCCUUCCGGAGUAGUCUACGCGGAGACCUGCCUUGCCCCCUGUGAGCACGAUCUCCUUAGCUGGCACCCGCAGGUUUGGGCCCCGCGGCCGUGAGGAUGAGCAGAGCCCCGUGGCUGGCGGCGCGUCACAAAAGCGGCAGGUCACUCCGUCUUUGGCCUCGGGAGGGGCCGGGCGAGGACGGGGGCAGGCGGCGUUGGCGGCGUUGCAGAGGCGGCGGCGCGGUGGGAGCAGGCCGGCGCUCGAGGUCCCUGCAGCCGGAGCAGCGGGGCGCAAAGAGCGGAAAACAAGUGAUUGCUUUUCUUUCCUCAUUUUUGGAAGCCCCACCUACCACGCAGCUGCUGUGGACAUCCCGGUUCCAUAAUGGACGAAGAAGGCCAACUGCUGCAGCCUCAAGACCAGAGCUGCUGGGCCACUCUGCCUGAUGUGUGUCUGCGUCGUGUUUUCUGGUGGCUAGGAGACAGGGACAGGUCCAGGGCGGCCCUCGUCUGCAGAAAAUGGAACCAGAUAAUGUAUUCAGCUGACCUCUGGCGAUACAGGACCAUCACGUUCAGUGGAAGACCUUCCAGGGUACACGCGUCUGAAUUCGAGUCGGCUCUUUGGUAUGUCAAGAAAUUUGGUCGUUAUCUGGAGCACCUGGAGAUCAAAUUCCUGAAUCCUUACAAUGCUGUCCUGACCAAGAAGUUCCAGGUCACCAUGCGAGGCCUUCUCUCGUGUCUGGGCAAGAGUAACAACCGUCUCAGAUCUCUGUCCAUCCAGCACCUGGAACUGGACCGCCUGGUCUGGAGGAACAGCAUCCGGAGCUCAUUCAUGAAAAGCUUGAGCUUCUUCUUGAAGAAAAUGGGCAAACACCUGGAUUAUCUCAACCUGAAAGGGGCCAGGCUCACCGUGGAGCAGGGCUGCCACGUCCUCAACUCCCUGAGCUACUUAAGGAACGAGAGCGUGGUGUCGGAGCUCAACAUCGAGGACUACUUCAGCCACCACCUCGCCGUCUACAGCAGCCCCCAGUUCAACAAGACCAUGGCCACGUUCCGCAGCCUGGCGUCCUUGACCCUCAACUACAACUGCAUCUCCGACGAGCUGCUGGAGAACUUGUGUGAGAACAAUGCCAGCACCCUCUGGACCAUGAACAUCAAGUGCCACGUUCAUGACCCCCACGGGCAGGUCAUCUGGGGCAUGUCCUGGGCCAAGCUGGCCAGGCACGCCACCAACCUGAAGGUCAACUUCUUCUUCGAACGAGUCAUGAAGUACGAGCGCUUGGCCCGAAUCCUCCUGCAGGAGAUUCCGGUCAGGAGCAUCAGUCUGAGAAGCUGCUAUUUCAGCGACCCAGAUUGGUCCAUGAGGCCCACCCUGACGGAGCUCCUGCCCACCUUCCGGCACACUCUGCAGAAACUGACUUUCGAGUUUAACAACAACCAUGAGUCUCUGGACGAGGAGCUGCACCUCCUCAUCUUGUCCUGCAGGAAGCUGUUUUACUUCAAAAUCUGGGCCUUCCUUGAUGUUAAGUUUGUGGAGAGGAUCCUGAAGAGUCAGGAAGAAGGCCAGUGUGCCCUGCGCACACUCAAGGUGAGAAUUUACACAAACAGAUAUGAGACGAAUGAAGAGGACAGAACACUGCGGGAAAUUUACAGGAAGUACAGAAAGAUGAUCGACUCAGAGCUCAACUAUUUUGUCAUCGCUUACCCCAUGAUGUGACAAGCGCCCUCCCGCUCUCUGGAGGAAGAGAGCCAGGAGCACUCUGAAGGUGACAAUCCAGUCCUCAGAGAACGACCCCUGGGGCACCCCCUACCCUCACCCCUUUUUCUUCUCUCUCUCCUUGUUGCCAGUUUCACACCAACAUGGCACCCCAGCUUCUACUGGGACACUGGUCAUGUGGAGAUCCCGACUGACUUUAAAGUGCUGUCUUUCCCAGCUCUCCAGGGGUGGUUUCUCUCUUUGUCAUUUAGUUUUGUUUUUUGACCCUCACUCAGCCGCAGAGCUGAAAGCCCAAAGCCGCUCGGAGCAGCAGCAUCUUACGCGGGGACCCUGACUCUGGCUGACCUCGCUCGCUAAAAGGUGUAAUUAGCCAGGGAGCAGAUAGAGCUGAGUUUUCCACUCACUGACAGCGUCAGUUCAGAAACACUUUCUAUCCUGGCUGACCUUCACCUCAGAGCCUCCUGACACCAGACGCUGGCCCAGGCCUGACCUCAGAUGAAUGAAAUCCACCAGUAUGUCCUCAAAUGAAGCAGGAAAAACCCCAUGUUUAGCAGGAGCCUGCUCAGAGCUGGAGGAGACCAGCCCAUAAUUAAUCCAUGUUGUGGACUCAGAUCACCUGCAUCUGCUCUCCUGGUGUCUCCUCUGUUCCCGUCUAGGCGGCGUACUGUCUAGCCUCCUGCCAACGUUCAGUCCUCCGGUGGGGCUGAACCAGAAGUGGCCACUACACUCAAAUUCACAAAGAAUCUGUAACAUCCUGGGGAGAUGCUCCUAGGGCAGUGCCAAGUGAAAAACGCAGGACACAAAACUACAUUUAGUAAAACCACAGAUACUUUUUUUUUUUUUUCUUUUUACGGCUGUACCUGCGGCAUAUGGAAGUUCCCGGGCUAGGGGUCCAUUCUGAGCUGAGGCUGCCGGCCUGCACCACAGCCACAGCAACGCCAGAUCCCAGCUGUAUCUGCAACCUAAGCCAAAGCUUCAGCAAUGCCAGAUCCUUAACCACUGAACAAGACCAGGACUCAAACCCGAACCCUCCCUGCGCUUAUGUCAGGUUCUUAACCCGCUGAGCCUCAGUGGGAAUUCCCAGUUGCUUUUUUAAGUGUAGAAGAGAUACACCAGAAAUAUUAAUUGUUAUCUCUGGGUGGUGGAAUUAUGGGUGAUUUUCUUUUCCUUUUUAUGUCUUGCUCUAUUUCUCAAAUUUUCUACAGUGCCCACGUGUUGUUUUUAUAGUCAUGGGGAAAUCUCGUGUGUUUUAAACGGGGAGUAAUGAUAAAUUCUUGAGCCCAGGCUAUCGAUAUGUAUUGCUUCUGGUCUUUUGAGAUUUUUGUGCAUAUAGUUGCAUAUAGGGUUUUUUUUUUCAAUAAAUAUAAAUAAAAUCUCA
Messenger RNA from Sus scrofa (pig), 3613 nucleotides. It is a transcript of the gene FBXO39, whose product is annotated as F-box protein 39. Gene Ontology annotation, cellular component: SCF ubiquitin ligase complex. NCBI's taxonomy places the organism in Eukaryota, Metazoa, Chordata, Mammalia, Artiodactyla, Suidae. Gene Ontology annotation, biological process: SCF-dependent proteasomal ubiquitin-dependent protein catabolic process. The record is from RefSeq and is a predicted model, not a curated record. Gene Ontology annotation, molecular function: protein binding.